Solanum dulcamara is the source of this 1720-nucleotide messenger RNA. RefSeq lists its product as uncharacterized. The transcript is spliced from 10 exons. NCBI's taxonomy places the organism in Eukaryota, Viridiplantae, Streptophyta, Magnoliopsida, Solanales, Solanaceae. Bases 48 to 1493 code for a protein of 481 amino acids. The record is from RefSeq and is a predicted model, not a curated record.
UUUCAGUUUGCUCCUCCAUAAAACCGCUCUCUGAAGUUCCUACUCGAAUGGCAAAAACAAUGGAUGUAGCAAUAUCUUCGCGUGGAGUAUUUGCUCUUCUUCUAUGGCUCCUUGUCGCAUUAUGCUGCACGUUAACCUCCAUAGUCCGCGCUGAUGAACUUUCUUUAGUUGUAUCUCAAUCUACCACGCUGCAGAUAUCCCCAGGAACAGUAGUGGAAAAUUCUCCUGGCUCUAAGCCAGGAACUAAAGUCAUUUGUGAGAGAGUUCAGAUCCAUGGAUUGUCAAGGCUAAAAAAUCUGAGAAAGUAUGCCCAUUCAUUAAAGGUGAAUGUGUCAUAUCUGAAUCCAAGUGGGCGUCCACCUAAUGCUGAGGUCUGUUUCCAUAGGAAUCAAUCCCUUGCAAUUGGGAUGUGCCCGCCAGGCCAAUGGAUGAAACUAACCAAGGGUUCAUGGGUGAGAUCAAUGUCACCUUUCGAGCACAAGUUCUUGGAUAUUAGGACGACAAGCUCAUCUAAGGAAACUUUUCAGGUCUCACUUCAUGAAGAUUUUUUUUUGUAUCGUGUUGUGUUUCUGGUACUGGGGAUAUUGUUAAUGACUCUGGCAUCCUUCCUUAGCAAGUCUCUAGUAUUUUUCUAUGGUGGUGCGAUGGCAGUAGGGGUUUUUCUUGUGAUACUGAUGGUCCUUUUCCAGGGAAUGAAGCUUCUUCCGAGUGGUAGGAAGAGUUCACUAGCAAUAUUCUUGUAUUCAUCCAUUGUUGGUGUAGGAUCCUUCAUUCUAAGCUAUGUCCCAAAGUUGUUGCGUUCAAUACUCAGCGAGAUUGGUAUUGGGGAAGACAUGUACAACCCUUUGGCAAUAUUUCUGCUGCUUUUCCUCGUGAUUGCUGGAUCUUGGUUGGGGUUUUGGGUUGUUCACAAACUUGUACUUACAGAAGAUGGAUCAAUUGACACCGGAGUAUCUCAGUUUGUUGCUUGGUCCAUUCGAUUUUUCGCUUCUGCAUUGAUUCUUCAGAGUUCUGUGGAUCCUUUAUUGUGUGCCGAGGCGUGGAUAUGUGGAGUUCUGAUCUCAUCAAUCUUGAGGAGAUUAUGCCGUCCCAAAUUUGUUCUGCGCUUUUUCAAGAAUUUAUCACAAAUAGACGCGAGUUAUCUCUGGGAAUCUCAGGAUUCGUACACAUCACCGAUAAAAGGGCCAUAUGAUUCCAGGACGUUCAAGACAAAUCUAAAUAACACAAUCAGCCCAGGUUUUCCUCUCAAGCCACGAAGCUUGUUGUCAGAGAAAGAUACAUUCUAUUCUACUUUCCAUAACACUCCUGAACGGAAGAAGCUUUCGAAGGAUGAGUGGGACAAGAUAACUAAAGACACCACAAAGAAGGCUAUGGAAGACCUCGUUUCUUCCCCAGAUUUUAGCAAAUGGGCUGUUGCUCACGCAGAUAGGAUUACUCUUGCUCCAAAGAAAGAGACGACUGCUAGGCAGAGAAGGUGGUACCAAUGGCUAUGACUAUAAAAUGUUGAUUCCAGUGGGUGGAAAGCUUAGGUGUCCAGACUUGUUGUAACGUGUUCUGCGUUUUUCGCUUAGGUAGUGAUCCUUUUAGUAAAGUAUGUAUUAUGGUGUAAUUCUCAACACAAAAAAGGUAUGUAUAAUGGUGUGAUUACAUUCUUAUUACUCUGAGCUUUUGUAACCUUAUUGACUUUUACAAGGCAUUUGUUACAUUCCGUAUUUUUGCA